Molecule: messenger RNA, 3506 nt
Organism: Lepus europaeus (European hare)
Lineage: Eukaryota; Metazoa; Chordata; Mammalia; Lagomorpha; Leporidae
Gene: DDX11
Product: DEAD/H-box helicase 11
Exons: 29
Coding region: 376-3072 (898 amino acids)
Biological process (GO): nucleobase-containing compound metabolic process; establishment of sister chromatid cohesion
Cellular component (GO): nucleus
Molecular function (GO): DNA binding; hydrolase activity, acting on acid anhydrides, in phosphorus-containing anhydrides; DNA helicase activity
Source: RefSeq, a predicted model, not a curated record
UGUCCAGGCUGCACGCUCCACUCCCGGCUGGUUUUUCCCCGUGCGCGGCUACGAUUUGAAACUUUGGGGCGCCCCGCGCUGACUCUCGUUGGCCUGGCCCUCGCGAAGCGGUGCUGCAGUUGAGGAGGGCAGAGUGGACAGUGAAAGAGAGAGAGAAAGGUCUUCCUUUGCCGUUGGUUCACCCUCCAGUGGCCACUGGCCACAGUGGCACCGCGCUGAUCUGAAGACAGGAUCCAGGAGGAGGUGAAGCGGCUGUGACGCACGGAUGCUGCAGUGCAGGGCUGUGGGAGGAGAGAGCUGCCAAAGUCAUCACGUGCCACGUUUUUGUCCUGGAGGACCGUGCUCCCGGCCCGUGGGAGAGGCACAGGAAGGACCAUGGAUAACAAGACCCAGGAAGUUGGUGGCGUCCAUUUCCCGUUUCCCUUCACGCCCUAUUCUAUCCAGAAGGACUUCAUGGCAGAGCUCUACAAGGUGCUGGAGGCUGGCAAGAUUGGGAUAUUUGAGAGUCCCACGGGCACUGGAAAGUCCUUGAGUCUCAUUUGUGGGGCCCUCUCCUGGCUCCGGGACUUUGAAGAGAAGAAGCGCCAAGAAGAGGCUCGUCUGCUGGAACCUGGAACCGACCCCUUGCGUGGCACGGGCAGCUCGUCCUCACUUCCGGGCAGCCCAAGGCCUGCGGGAGAGCCAGACUGGGUCACUCAGUUUGUGCAGAAGAAAGAAGAAAGGGACUUGGUGGACCGAUUGAAGGAGGAGCAGGCCAAGAGGAGGAAGCAGGAGGAGCGGCUGCAGCAGAUCCGGCGCAAUGCGCAGCUCAGGGCUGCAGCCCAGCGCCGGAGACAGGAAGAAGAGGAGACCGAGAGCCUCCUGCGCCUCAGCAGGGAGAUGCUGGCGGCAGCUGGCGCGGAGCCGGCGGAGCAGCUGGAGUCCGGGGAGGAGGAGCUGGUGCUUGCGGAGUACGAGAGCGACGAGGAGAGGAGGGCCGCCCGCGGAGUGGAUGAGGAUGAGGAGGAAGCCUUGGAGGAAGAACACAGAACUAAGAUUUAUUACUGCAGUCGGACGCACUCCCAGCUGGCCCAGUUUGUGCGAGAAGUACAGAAGAGCCCCUUUGGCAAGGAAACCCGACUCGUGGCCCUCGGCUCCCGGCAGAGCCUUUGUGUGAACGAGGACGUGAAGAGCCUGGGUUCCGUGCAGCUGAUCAACGACCGCUGCAUGGAGAUACAGCGCAGCAAGCACGAGAAGAAGAACAAGGUUGAGGAGGAGCAGCCGAAGAGACGGCGGCGGGAGAGCCGGGCUGCCUGCCCUUUCUACAACUACGAGCAGUUGCAGCUGCUCCGGGACGAGAUCCUGCUGGAGGUCAAGGACAUUGAGCAGCUGCUGAGCCUGGGGCAGGAGGCCCGGGCCUGUCCCUACUACGGCAGCCGGUUCGCCAUUCCUGCCGCCCAGCUGGUGGUGCUGCCCUACCAGAUGCUGCUGCACGCGGCCACCCGGCAGGCCACGGGCAUCCGCCUGCAGGACCAGGUGGUGUUCAUCGACGAGGCGCACAACCUGAUCGACACCAUCACGAGCAUCUACAGCACUGAGGUCGGCGGUUCCCAGCUCUGCCAGGCCCAUUCCCAGUUGCUACAGUACAUGGAACGAUAUGGGAAGCGUCUGAAGGCCAAGAACCUGAUGUACAUUAAGCAGAUCCUGUACUUGUUGGAGAAGUUUGUGACUGUGCUGGGGGGGAAUGUUAAGCAAAACCCCAAUACACAGAGCCUCUCGCAGACAGGGACGGAGCUGAAGACCAUCAACGACUUCCUCUUUCAGAGCCAGAUAGACAACAUCAACCUCUUCAAGGUGCAGCGGUACUGUGAGAAGAGCAUGAUCAGCAGAAAGCUCUUCGGCUUCACAGAGCGCUACGGGGCCGUCCUCCCGUCUUCCCGGGAGCAGCGCAGGCUGGCAGGGUUCCAGAGCUUCCUGCAGAGCCUGCAGCCCGGGACGCCUGACCCUCCUGCAGCCACUGAGGAGGACCCGGCUGGGGCGCCGCGGCCGGCCUCCCCGCUCAUGCACAUUGAAGGCUUCCUCGCAGCCCUCACCACAGCCAACCAGGAUGGCAGGGUCAUCGUGAGCCGCCAAGGCAGCCUCAGUCAGAGCAGCCUCAAGUUCUUGCUACUCAACCCAGCUGCACACUUCGCCCAGGUGGUGAAGGAAUGCCGGGCUGUGGUCAUCGCGGGGGGCACCAUGCAGCCGGUGUCUGACUUCCGGGAGCAGCUGCUGGCAUGUGCUGGGGUACAGGCUGAGCGAGUGGUGGAGUUUUCCUGUGGUCACGUGAUCCCUCCAGACAACAUCCUGCCCCUGGUCAUCUGCACGGGACCCUCUGGCCAGCAGCUGGAUUUCACGUACCAGAAAAGAGAGCUGCCUCAGACGAUGGAUGAGGCAGGUCGCAUUCUCUGUAACCUGUGCAAUGUGGUCCCUGGAGGGCUGGUCUGUUUCUUCCCCUCCUACGAGUACCAGCGUCAGGUCCACACCCACUGGGACAAGAGUGGCCUGUUGGCCCGCCUGGCCAUCAGGAAGAAGAUAUUUCAAGAACCCAAGAGAGCAAGCCAGGUGGAGCAGGUGCUGCUGGAAUAUUCCAAGUGCAUUCAGUGCUGCAGCCAGGCAGGAGGCGUGCUGACCGGGGCCGUGCUCCUCUCUGUGGUUGGAGGGAAGAUGAGCGAGGGGAUCAACUUCUCUGAUGACCUCGGCAGGUGUGUGGUGAUGGUGGGCAUGCCGUACCCCAACAUCAAGUCCCCAGAGCUACAGGAGAAGAUGGCCUACCUGGACCAGACCCUCCCCAGAGCCCCAGGUCAGGCCCUCCCAGGGAAGGCUCUGGUGGAGAACCUGUGUAUGAAGGCCGUCAACCAGUCCAUAGGCAGGGCCAUCAGGCACCAGCGGGACUUUGCCAGCAUAGUGCUCCUGGACCAGCGGUAUGCCCGUCCUUCUGUCCUGGCCAAGCUGCCGGCCUGGAUCCGAGACCGUGUGGAGGUCAAAGCUGCCUUUGGUCCUGCCUUUGCUGCCGUGCGGAAGUUCCAUCGGGAGAAGGCUGGCCUUCCCUGACGCUGGCUGCACGCUUGGUGCUGUGAAGCCAGGGAUCCUGUCCCAGAAGCUGGAAAGGGCGCCCAGAACAGCUCUGCUAGAACCCCAGGUCCAGGCUUAGCCAGAGAAGCCGCUAGAACAGGUGGCUCCUGGCUGUGCUGGGACUGUCCCUGGAGCAGACUUUCUCCCCAUUCAGCAAGGCCAAGUCAGGCCUCUGCCUGUCUGCAGGAGGCUGUGGGACCUUGAAUUAAAGGUGUUUGCAGCCUCUGGCAGCCAGAUGGUGGCCCCUGCCCCCACAGCCUUGUGCUCUUCCCAGCACCAGAGCAAAUGCUGAGACGCCUUCUAUCCUGAGCCCGGAGAGAGGGCCUCGGGCUGCAGGGAGAUACUGCGGUGUUUCUGUCUAUGUCCUCCACAGCUGCGGUUCCUUAAUAAAAUGUGUGCUCCUGGUUUGCACU